Molecule: messenger RNA, 6842 nt
Organism: Homarus americanus (American lobster)
Lineage: Eukaryota; Metazoa; Arthropoda; Malacostraca; Decapoda; Nephropidae
Product: kinesin-like protein KIF26B
Exons: 17
Coding region: 179-6169 (1996 amino acids)
Biological process (GO): microtubule-based movement
Molecular function (GO): ATP binding; microtubule binding; microtubule motor activity
Source: RefSeq, a predicted model, not a curated record
GUCGCCGCGUCCAUCCCCCGUGGCUGGCCGACGUGCCGAGUCAACUGCCACGGGGACACCACCACCACCAGCAGACUCCAGCGGGGGAGACGACGGGGCAACCCUGGCCGGCCCCGUACCCCAGAGCCCCCUAGGUGUGACAUCGGGGCCCCCUGGUGUUACCCCUGGGACCAUAAGCAUGACCCCGGGGGCGUUAACUGCGUCCUCGGGGUCCAUAAGUAUGACCCCGGGGGCCAUGGGUGUGUACUGGCCAGCACUAAGGGACCACCCGCCUCCUGUACCUCCCCAGUUGCUCAAGAAACUGGCCUGUAAGGAGACUUCCAGCAUAGGCAAGGUCAAGGUCUUACUGAGAGUGGCACCGUCCUUGGAGGUAAGUCAAUCGUGCAAGGUGCUGAGUGUUGACCCCCGCAAGAAGACGGUGACCUUGUUUGACCCCGGGUCGGCUGUCCACCCCUCUUCCGCCCACACUGAGGAAUCUCGAGUGGGUAUCGCCGCCCCUAAGAUGUUCGCCUUUGAUGGUAUUUACACCCACGAGGAUUCUCAGACGGAAAUCUGUUCGGCGGCGUUGACGGACGUGAUCGUGGCGGUGUUGAGAGGUGCAGACGGGGCCGUCUUCAGCUUUGGCCAGUCCAACCUCGGUCAGGGAUACACAAUGGUGGGAGGAGGAGAAAGCUGCCACACGCUGGGGGUAAUGCCCUCGGCAGUGUGGUGGCUCUACAAGGCUCUACAGGACCACAGAGCCAACACAGGCGCCAGGUUCUCCGUCAGGAUCUCCGCCCUUCAGAUAGCUCCUGGAGACGUGGUGACCGAUCUCCUAGCCCAGUACGCACAGGGAGAACAAUCCCCCGGGGUGUUCCUGAUGGAGGACUCUGGCUCGUCACUCCUGCUAGCCCACGCGGCGGAGGUGAGGGCACCCACGGUGGAACGCGCCGCCCAGCUCCUCGACGCCGCCCUCGCCCACAGACUCGUCGAUGACCAGGGACGCCACGCCCACCUCGUCUUCACCCUUAACAUCUACCAGUACUCUGUCGAUACCUCGGCCAAGGGCGGAGUUGCUGGAGGAAGGAGUCGACUCCACCUGAUGGACUUCGGGGCCCUGGAGCGAGGUAAAGGGCCUUCCAGACUCACUCUCUCCUCCCUCGGUAACGUCAUCCUCGCCAUCUUCAAUGGACAGAAGCAUCUGCCUUACAAGGACGGGAAGCUGCCGCGGCUACUACGAGAGUGUGUUGGGUCAGUGAGGUGCGUUGCGGCCAUGUUGGUACACGUGUCUCCUACGUCAGGCCACUACCAGGAGACACUGGCCACCAUCCAGCUGGCCUCCAGGGUCCACAGGCUGCGACGACGACGCAUCAAGCCUCACAUGGGCGGGUCAGGUUCAGGUGGGUCAUCUGAGGAGUCGAGGUCAGGAAGGUCAUCCCGGGGCACCAUCACGGACACGGGUGGGUCAUCCUCCGUCGACCCCUCGUCCUCGGAGCAGUCGUGUGACACCGUGAUCUACGUGGGUCCUGCUGGCGACGACGCUACUGACGGGGAACACCCGCCUGUCUACCUCCCGUCUAUUAACUCCGGUGACAACCGCUGCUCCAUGAACAAGGCCCUCAGAGGCUCGGUCGUUGACGGGGCUUCCAAAAUGGACUCCCAGAGGACGCCUAAGAAGUCCUCGAAGGUCUCAGGGAGCGGCAAGAGUCCCUCGAAACCAAGUAAACACUCGGUGACUUCUAAAGACGGGUCGCACUCGUCUCCUCACAGGACUAAAGACUCACACAAGAGUCGUGACGGUGUGAGUGGUAGUGGUGCGGUAGGUAGUGGCGGGAGUUUACCAAGAACUCCUACUAAAUAUUCUUCUUCGUCUGGUGCUAAACUAUCUAGUGGUGCUACUCCCAAGUCCCCUAAAUCCCCCCACGUCUCGAGACACAGUAGACAUAAAGUAGCGGCAGGUAUGACGCCGCAUGCGGACGCCAGUGGGGCUCAGAGCCAACACGGCGGCAGUGAGGAACAGUGGAUAGACGGUCCCAGGUUCCACAGAGCUAAAGUUUACGACGGACACAAGAUGAAGAGUUACGAGCUGGAGACGUGGAUCGACGGACCCGAGGCGACCUAUGGCUACAUGGACGACCACAAGAAGUCCAUGAUACAGAAGUGGGUGGAGACACAGAACGCCCAAGUCCAACCCAAGUCCUCAGAACACUCGCAGAAAAGUCCGAAGCAUAAACAGUAUAAGGAACUAACACAGUUCAAGACCGUGGAGGACGAGGAGUCUUCCCCGAGACACAAGGAGAAGCACAGAGAGAAGAGGAAGAGCAGCGAGUGUAAGGAAUUACGUAAAGAUGGACAACACACAACCACCAGAGAGAAGGACGUCACGCCUCGUAAGAGAAGGAGUUACGGAGACAAGCCUCACGCAGCGAGUCAACCGGUGGUCGAACCAGAGGAAACCAACAAACCGAAGGUUCACUCAUACGUGUCCGAACCACUUAAGACAGAACCUCCCAAGGCUCAGGAACCGGAGAGUGCGAGUCCGGUGAACAAAGUAGAGCCACACGCGGUGAGUCAUGUCGAUAAAGUGCCUGAAAGUGGAGUGAGAAGUGAAGUGAAAAGACAGAGUAGUGUCAGUGAAGUGUCGUUAAGUUCGACCGCUUUUCCGGAUGCCAACGCCAACUUGCCUCCAGCAACGGUGGCGGCAGCGAUAGGUCAGAGGUCAGGGGGUCACCAGGGAGUGUGUGACGUGCGUAUGACCUUGACCAAUCAGACUGCUCCUGCUACUUCAGCUAUUAGAGGUCACGAGGUCGAGGAGGAGGAGGAGGAAGAGGUCCUUCAGGUCACCUACGUGGAAAACGAGACACCUCGGGUAGACAUGAGGACCCUGGCGCCUGAUGCAGUGGAGGAGGAUAGAGCCACGGAGGUGAGGUCGUCCUCAGACGAGACUACGACGGCGGAGGGCGACCCCAUGGAGGAGGACCAGUCUCAAGUGUCAUCUGAGGACGCUGCCACGGAGAGCCUCACUGAGGAGGAAGUGGUGUACCCUAGACCUGCCAAGUUCAUCCUGCACGAGGUGAGAGACUUGGACGAGGGGGAAGAGGAGCUGGAAGCGGCGCUGGACCGGUGGCUGGCAGAGGAGGACAGGGAGUACAUCGAGGUAGAGGAGCCGGAGGAACCCGUUGAGAUGGUCGACUCCUGGUGCCAAGUCACUGAAGAGGAUAUUGAACGGACAUUAGCUGAAGCUGGAGUCCACUUCAUUCCCUUUCUCCAGCAUCGCCACUUGCUGCCUACCCUUCAGGAGGAACCAGGUGAGUCUGCGGAGCCCCUCGACCACCACAUGGACCACCUGCACCAGCUGGAGGCCCUCAACAAUCAGGUGACCUCGAAGAUCGGGUCAGGGGUCCUGGAAGAGCCCCUACAGCCCCUGAAGGUGCCAGAGCAGAUGGUGGGUGACGCGGCCUUCCUUCACCCCGCGGGCGGGGACCAUCCGGGAGGAGAGUUCAAGAGCAGCCCCCGCUAUGAGCAAAUGAUCAAGGACCCAAACUUCACCGCCAAGACCCACUACUUCGCCAAGAGGCUGGAGGAACUGCAGCAGCUCCACGAGUUCUACAGGAAUCUGGCCAAACAGGCACCCAGAGGCAGGAACUCCGUCAACUCGCCGUCAGCCAAGGAGCUGACGGAGGUGAGUGAGGAUGAGUCCAGCGUCUCUGAAGGAGGAGAGGAACCUGAGCCAAAGAUCUUACCUCAGCCGUUUUUUAGUCAAGAGGGCACCCUGACCAGCAUGAAGAUGAGCGGGAGGGAUUAUGAGUUCAGCUGGAAGUCUCUACUGCCGGAGGAGAUCGAUGUCCAGAGUGAGACGCAUGAGGAAAAGACUGAGGGGGAAGACACGUCAUCAGAAGUCUCUAAGGACGUCAACGAUCCUCUUUACGACAUCCAGAGUGAUAUUAUGCCGUAUCUGCCCAGCAACUACGUCAGUUUAACGACUCUCAGCGCUCUCAGACAGCCAGAUGGCGCCUCCAAUCCUAAUCUAAACGGGGAAUUCGCCCAUACUGAACCCCAGGCUGACGCUGCGCCCCCAGAUAACGCUGUACCCCUGACAACGACGCUGCAGGAAAGAUUACCCGGCAACGGCGCCUCCCUUUCUGACGACGAGAGUAAUGUUAAGCAAGUUAAAGUAAAGAAGGAAAAGAGAAAGAAGAAACUCGGGUUACUGUCCAAGUCAAGCAAGUCCUGUGUCUACAAGGAGGAGGCGGACUGUGAAGAGGGCUCCACCCACAGCAAGCUGAGCUGGAGUCGUUUUUUUGGCAGUCCGAAGCACAAAGGUUCUCCAAAGGACACCUCCAAGAAAAGUAGCAAAUCUAAUUCGAAAUCCAGCAACAAGUCCCCAACAUCGUCAGGCAAGAGCUCGGAGAAGAGCGACAAAAAGUCCCAGCGAGAGAGAGAACGAUCGAAGGACUUCAAGACUUGUGCGUCCAAGGACAACAAGAGCAACAAGGAGGGGAAGGUGAGUCACUCCCAGGAGAACCACUACGGCCCCGACACCACCAAGCAACCAGACAACAAGAACACUAAGGCCCUCCAGAAGCUGGACUCUGAUCGGUCUAAUGGUAGCUUGAAGAGCAAAUCCCCAGCGCGCAAGAGCUCAGAGAAUCGCAGUGGACGGAGCGGGAGGAGAGAGAGCAGAGAGCAGCCACAACAGCAGUGCCAGCAGCCUCUACAGCAGCAGCAACAGUGUCAACAACCUCCACAACAACAGCAGCAGCAGCAACAGAGUCAGCGGUACCAAGGCUUCCACUGGGACUCCCCUCUGCCGCCAUUCCUCCCCGUCACCACCGCCGCCAUCCACCCUGGCUACGACUCCGGCGCUGACUCAGGCGUCGGCCUUAAGGUGAUCCCACGGGCGAGACGGUCCAGGGGCGAGAGUCGUCAUGGGGAGAGUUCUGGCUACGAGUCCGUCAUCCGCGACUCUGAGUGCUCCUCCUUCGGCUCCUCCCAGGACUCCGGCCUCGACGACGACGGCCUCAAGGGCAAGGCUGAAGGGAGAGGGAGUGAAAACAUAGCCGCCGGGACCACCAAGGCCAGACACCCCCCUCAGACGCGUUCCAAAAUCUCAGAGACUCAUCCUCCUAAACACGUCCAAAAAACGACCUGUCCCUCUAUAACCAGUCAUUCCCAUUCCCAUUCCCAUUCCAAAUAUCUGCCAUCGAGGAUGCCAUCUGGAUCGCCCUUGAGGACCCAGAAAACGACAACUACUGCAACAUCAGCUCUUGAAGUCAAGGCGUCUGGAGGAGGCGGCAGCGGUGGCGGUGUAGGUGGAAGUCCCUCUAUGCGCGUCCCUGUGGAAGAGUUUGACGAGGAGGACGUAGCGAGGUACGAGAGCCACAAGACCGAGGAAGACAUCGCCAAGUGCCGCAGGACGCAGGAGAAGAUCCGCGCCCUCAGGGAGAAGCAGGACCAACUCAAGCAGGAGCUGGAGGCUGCCAAGAGCCGCCUCAUGAUCGACAAAUCCAGGUGGAGCUUCGAGUUGCACGUUGAGGAGUGUAUGACCUGGCGUGAUGACGGCUACGUAGAGGCGCUCCAACAGGAGACUAUCAUCCUGGCCAAGAGGGUAAUGGCCGCCAGGAGUCGACUGCUCCUCUCGACCUGCUUCGACGCCUCCGCUAACGUACAGGACAAGGAUAUCUGCGAGGGGGAGGCCUUUGACGUCUCCCCCAGUCUGCAGGAUAAGGAUCUCUGUUUCGAGGAGGGAUUCCUAGAUGACUUCUUGUUCCUACCAGACAGAGAUGUGCGCCAGGGCGCCUCAGCUCUUGAUUGUGACCUGUCUGUGAUUAGUGAAGAGGAGAUGGUCGAAGACGAAGAGGCGGAGGACAAAGUCCAUGUACUACGAAGGGGAACGAGUAACUGGAGUGAACGAGAUAAUGAAGAAGACGACGACGAAGAAGACAGGGGGAGAAUACUUGGAAUGACACAAAGAGAACAUGAAGAUGAUUGUGUCACCCGGGGUAAGGGAGACGCAGUAAGACACAAGACACAGGAAGAACCCAAAGGCAGUUGUGAUAAACCUAAUACAGAUGUUGUGAUGAGGAGGUUCGGAACGCCUCCGGGCAGUAGAAUCGGAUCCGGAGUGAGCAUCGGCGAGGGCUUCAACGUGGAGGACUGGCGGCGCCUGAAGGAGUCUUUCAUUCUCUGACUAAAGCUUCCUGUUAUGUUUGUUUACAUCGAUCAGCUGUUACUCCAGCAGCUGAUCCAAAGUUUGUUUAUAUCAAUCAGCUGAUGCUCUACCAAUCAGUAGAUUUAUGAGUCUACUUUGUUAUCUGGGUCACCGUGGCUCCAUUGUCUCAAACUUCUAGAAUUUUGUUUUAUAUAUUUCUAAUUAUCCUCAUUAUCAACCACUGUAAAAAAAAUUAUUUUAUACUUCUUUUCUGCCCCGGAUAUUGUGGUCACAUUAAACAAAUAAUUAUGACGGGGAAAAAUAUUCGAGUUCCUCCUCUGGGAUCCAUCACCAUGUAAACACAAGGCUCAGCGUGGCCCCAUAUCUGCCCUCAAGGAUGUGUCGUGUGUGAGUGUGUGAUGUAAAAAAAAAAAUACAAAUAAAAAGCUAGAUAUAAGAUAACCAGAACAGCUACAGCUAAAAAAGAAGAAAAAAUGGUUCUAUCAGCACCAAACACUUAUAUUUACCUGUACAGUAUUUUAUAUUAUGUAAUUUACGUGUGAUAGCUUUGUGAACUCAAUAUCAUCAUCUUCCCGUAUACAUAUAUAUAUAAACCAACCCCACCUUCCCCAUCACGGUGGUUCUUCCAAUUGCCUAUUUUGUACAGAUCUUUUAGGUAAGUGUAUUUUUUUUUUUGGGUGUAAAAUUAAAA